UCAAUAAAAAGGGCGGCAGCGCGCGCUUUCUCUUCUCGAGUCCGAAGAUCGAUGCGAUCGUGGAAAAAAGGGCUGUGAUCGAGGCGAUGAACAGUAGUCUUUUCUUGGGAAGGAUUGGGAUUACUGGAUUAGUAGGGUCAGGGCUUGGGCUGAAGAGAAAAGUUGAUGAUGAUUAUGUCUGAGGGAAGCGGCUACCAAUACCAUGGCCAUGGGGCAUCCCAAAAGGACAAGUGUGAGGGCACUCCGGCGGCCUCACGUCCUCGCCGGAAAACGAAGAAUCCUCCUUCACCGUCUUCUUUCAUCCGCGCCACCGUGGACGGCAAAACCAUGGUGUUGUCCAAGUUUUUCCCUCUGCCUGCCAAUGCAUCCGAUGUGACGGUCAUCUCUAGGAAGGAGGCUGAUAGGGCUGCCAGGGCUCGCAUUAGGAAUGGCCUUCUUCAAGCUCCUCCGCCAAACAAACCUCCUCGCCGGAGAAACAAAUCUCCUCCUUCUCCACCUCCUUCACCGCCAUCAGCCUCCUCCUAUUAUAUCCGUGCCAUUGUUAAUGGUGAAACAAAGGUGCUGUCGCCCUACUUCCCUCUGCCUGCUAAUGCAACCUCUGUGGAAAUAAUCCCCAAGAAGAGGAAGGAUGACAACACCACCACCACCACCACCACUACUACCAACAACAACAAGAAGAGCAAAGUUUCCCCUCAGUUGACUGCUGCAGAGAAAAAGUCUGAUGCUUACAAACGCGUGGACGCCAACAAUACUUGGGUUCCUCCAAGAUCUCCAUACAAUCUUUUGCAGGAAAAUCAUUACUUCGAUCCUUGGAGGGUCCUCAUUAUUUGCAUGCUGCUCAAUAGGACUACUGGCAGGCAGAAAAAUGAACAUUUUUCCCUGUUGGCAAAACCCCCGUGUUCUAUGUUUGGUGCAACAGCUAACUUUUUUGUUGGAAAUAAACCCCUGUCCUGGAAAGCUGAAGUGUCUUCUCUUUUAAUCCUCAAAUAUCUAUGUCCAAGUACUCUUUUCCACAUCGUCACCAUUUUUCCCGCUGAGCAUGGCAAAUAUUUGCCUUCCAGUCAAUGGGAGUCAUCACAGGAGGUUCGUGAGGCAAUACGGCACCUGUUUUGUUUGUGCCCUGAUGCUGAGUCAAUGGCAUGGAAUGCUGACGUGGAGGAGAUAGAAGAGGUUAUACGCGGUCUAGGAUUUCAAAAAACUCGUGCAAGAAAGAUGAAACGCUUUUCACAGGAGUAUCUGAGAGAUGAUUGGACUCAUGUCACACAACUUCAUGGUGUUGGGAAGUAUGCAGCAGAUGCAUAUGCGAUAUUUUGUGUUGGAAAACCAGAGGAAGUGAUUCCACAUGACCACAUGCUAGUGCCAUAUUGGAAGUUUCUAUGCAACAUGCAAGAGGCAGCUGAAAAGACUCUUGGUUUGCAAAAUCAACAUAUGAUAAAAGAAUAAUUGAUUAGUGGUCCAAUUUAUUGUGCCAAGUGCUUUUCAUGUCGUGGUAUUUACGGAUUGUUAUGUUUGAAAUGCUCCUACAAUCUUUAAAAUUGUGUUAAGUUUUAUAAAUUCCAUGAAGAGGAUAUGGACAGUAGAAUGUGGUGCUGGCGUUGUAGGUAUACUCUUGAAAUAGAGCUAGAACACCUUGAAACUGAGUUUGGGGACUAGAAGUUAGAUUUUAUGGGCCAUUGUUUGUUUCGUUCGAAUGUCCCUUUUGAUUAGCACUUUUCUUGUUCGUACAUUAUGUUGUUAAUUUCCUUCCUGUGA
This is a messenger RNA of Dioscorea cayenensis subsp. rotundata (Guinea yam), 1752 nucleotides long. RefSeq lists its product as uncharacterized. Gene Ontology annotation, molecular function: DNA binding; catalytic activity. The coding region runs from base 166 to 1443 and encodes 425 amino acids. Gene Ontology annotation, cellular component: nucleus. NCBI's taxonomy places the organism in Eukaryota, Viridiplantae, Streptophyta, Magnoliopsida, Dioscoreales, Dioscoreaceae. Gene Ontology annotation, biological process: base-excision repair. The transcript is spliced from 4 exons. The record is from RefSeq and is a predicted model, not a curated record.